AUGAAAUUCGGGAAGUCGUAUCGCGAAGUGCUCGCGGACCCUACAUUUCCAGAGGACUGGAAAAAGGGGGCGAUUCAAUACAACAACCUUAAAAAAUUGCUCAAUGGCGUUGUUGACGAGCUCGAAUCAAUCGGGUUAAGCCCUGGGGUUGUUGAAGGGCUCCUCAAUCCACAAGGCGAAGGGCGCAGCACGCAAGCACAGGACCUGUCUGAAGCUGGCCCUUCCAAUUGGGAUGAAGCACAAAAUAACAGACGCGCGACGCCGGCGGAUUUACUACAGGUACAGGGGGACCUCGCAAACGACGCAAGUCUUCGUGCAGAAUUAGCGGCAUCAGAGUGGCUAUCUUCUCUUUCCGAUGAUAAUCGUUUCCGCAGGAAGCAACGUCGGAAAAGGAAGCCGCGGUCAAAUAGUACCGGCGGCGAACCGUUUUUUUUGCCCACGCCACACACCUCUCCGGAUACAUUUGUGCUUAACCCAGAAAAGUACAAGAGGGAAGGGGUAGAGAGUGCAAAGCGGAGUACUCGCCGCCACUCGUCGAGUGGGCUUGAGCGAACCCGGCUAAUUGAUGCGGAAAAUGCAGAACUUCCGCCGAUUAUGCUUGCGGAAGACGCGAAUCCAGACGCUGUCGCCGAGACACUUUCUCGCUCGCAAAUCGGCGCCUCAGGUGUGCCCAGUGCUAGAUCUCCAGAGCACGAUUGGUUUGGGUCGAAUUGGGCGCGGGUUCGCGUACCCCAAUGGUUUUCAUCGGAUGAAGGAGUACACCAAGGCUCGUACGGGAACACUGACGAGCCAUUGGAACCGAGAUGGGUUGAAAGCACGUCGGGCCGUCGAGCAUGGGCAGAAUACCAUGUUUUGGGUGAUUCCCUGGACCUCAGGCCUGAACUGGUGGUACAUAUAGAGUCUCCGGACUCGUUGAGUCUGUCUGCAUCGCCAGAUUCGCUGCAAAGCUCCCAAGUGUUAACACCCAAGGAGAGUAGGGAUAAUUCGCCCGACACGGCAACCGGCACUACCGCGAAUGAGAGCAAAAGCAACCGGCUGAGCAGGCUGGAUUUGGGGGCACCUGCACAGCAUAUCCAGACUAUUGUGUCUGCAGAAGUGCAGAAAGCCAACAAGAACAGUACAUCGCAAGGCAUUCACGAGCGCCGCGUCAUUAUCCCGCUCACAUCAGACGAGAAAUUUUUCAAGGUAUUAUCGGACGCAGUGCGUCAGCUUUUGCAGCUCCAUCUCGCCCAGCAACAAUCCUUAAUUCGGCAUGUGAACGAGAUUUGCAAGACGAUUUCAGAUGUGGCAAGUCCUUUGAAUACGCCCAAGGACAUGUAUGCAUGGCGCGAGAUAUUCACGCUUUGGAUCGAGCACGAGAUAUUUGAGAGUUCUCGCGAGCGCGACCGGGGCGAGUUGAGCGUUGUAGAGUCAAGGAGGCGACUACGAAACUAUAUUGAAGAGCUCGUAAAGCGCCGUUUUCUUGCGGCGCACAAAUCGGCACUGACGGAGCAGGAUAGCAAAGCGACAGACACUUGGGAGGUGGAAGGGCUAAACCGGUACUCUCCGCUAGCAGAUCCACGCAGUGUGAACGCAUUGGAUCAUUUCCUUCGCUUGAAUGUUGCGCUUGUGUCUUUGAAACGCUUUCAACGGCUGAAUAUCGAGAUGAUUCGCAAGAUUCUGAAGAAACACGAAAAAAAGACUGCACUCGAUAUUUCGAAAACGCUGGAUACGAUUCUGUUUGCGCCGGGCUCCAAGCCCCUCAUCAAAUCUCCGCAGACGGGUCUCUUGGUGACCGACUUGGAUUUAUCCACAGCCAAGCACAUUGAAAUUUUUCAAGCACUUUCAUCGUUUAUUCCGAUGCGACUUGCCGCGCCUUCGCAAACAUCACUCCCAAACAUUUUGGCGUCGAUCCUUACCAAGGCUCUCUUGCCAAUUCUUCCCUCUAUCAGCGCAUAUGACUGCCCUGUGUGCAUGUCUAUUGCAUACCAACCUGUUCGUCUCCGUUGCGACCAUGUGUUUUGUAUCCGUUGCAUGGUGAAAAUGCAAAAGCAAGGGACACGCGACUGUCCAAUGUGCCGUUCCAAGUAUGCAGUGGAAGAAGCUGGCGAGGAGAAUCUUGACGUGGAGAUGACUGAGUAUCUCUGUGCAUGGUUUCCUACCGAGGUCGAGGAGAAAGCUGCGAGCAACAAAUCGGACCGUUCUGUGGAAGAAAGGAAGGAAGCAGAAAUGCACAAAAAGAAAAAGUUUGCAUUCUUCCGCCGCGGACGCCGAUCCGAGCAGCACGACCAGGACUGCACCAUUUUCUAG
Messenger RNA from Malassezia vespertilionis, 2289 nucleotides. RefSeq names its product RING-type E3 ubiquitin transferase. The record is from RefSeq and is a predicted model, not a curated record. The coding region runs from base 1 to 2289 and encodes 762 amino acids. The transcript has a single exon. Gene Ontology annotation, molecular function: metal ion binding. NCBI's taxonomy places the organism in Eukaryota, Fungi, Basidiomycota, Malasseziomycetes, Malasseziales, Malasseziaceae.